This is a messenger RNA of Choloepus didactylus (southern two-toed sloth), 2609 nucleotides long. It is a transcript of the gene ZDHHC9, whose product is annotated as zinc finger DHHC-type palmitoyltransferase 9. The record is from RefSeq and is a predicted model, not a curated record. Lineage: Eukaryota; Metazoa; Chordata; Mammalia; Pilosa; Megalonychidae. Gene Ontology annotation, molecular function: protein-cysteine S-palmitoyltransferase activity. Gene Ontology annotation, cellular component: Golgi apparatus; endoplasmic reticulum. Gene Ontology annotation, biological process: protein targeting to membrane; peptidyl-L-cysteine S-palmitoylation.
AGCUGGGCUCAGCCUCUCUUUCUUCUCUCUUGUAAUCACAAAGCCCAUUUUGGACCAGGAAUUCCAAUCAUGUCUGUGAUGGUGGUGAGAAAGAAGGUGACACGGAAAUGGGAGAAAGUCCCAGGCAGAAAUACCUUCUGCUGUGAUGGCCGCGUCAUGAUGGCCCGGCAAAAGGGCAUCUUCUACUUGACCCUCUUCCUCAUUCUGGGGACCUGUACACUCUUCUUUGCCUUCGAGUAUAAUUAAAUGUGCUAUUGCUGCUAUCUGGCUGUUAAGCUGUCUCCUGCCAUCCCUGUGUUUGCUGCCAUGCUCUUCCUUUUCUUCAUGGCUACCCUGUUGAGAACCAGCUUUAGUGACCCAGUGAUUCCUCGGGCCCUACCAUAUGAAGCAGCCUUCAUAGAAAUGGAGAUAGAAGCUACUAAUGGUGCAGUACCCCAGGGCCAGUGACCACCUCCCCAUAUCAAGAAUUUCCAGACAAACAACCAGAUUGUGAAACUAAAAUACUGUUAUACAUACAAGGUCUUCCGACCUCCACGGGCCUCCCACUGCAGCAUCUGUGAUAACUGUGUGGAGCGCUUUGACCAUCACUGCCCCUGGGUGGGGAAUUGUGUUGGAAAGAGGAACUACCAAUACUUCUACCUCUUCAUCCUUUCACUCUCCCUCCUCACAAUCUAUGUCUUCGCCUUCAACAUCGUCUACGUGGCCCUAAAAUCCUUGAAAAUUGGCUUCCUGGAGACAUUGAAAGAAACUCCUGGAACUGUUCUAGAAGUACUCAUUUGCUUCUUCACACUCUGGUCCGUCGUGGGACUGACUGGAUUUCACACUUUCCUCGUAGCUCUGAACCAGACAACCAAUGAAGAUAUCAAAGGUUCAUGGACAGGGAAGAAUUGUGUCCAGAAUCCCUGCAGCCAUGGCAACAUUGUGAAGAACUGCUGUGAAGUGCUGUGUGGCUCCUUGCCCCCCAGUGUGCUGGAUCGAAGGGGUAUUUUCCCCUGGAAGAAAGUGGAAGUCGACCUCAGUACUCAAGAGACCAGUAGCAGCCUCUUGCCACAGAGCCCAGUCCCAACAGAACACCUGAGUUCAAAUGAGAUGCCAGAGGAAACCAGCACUCCAGAAGAGAUGCCACCCCCAGAGCCCCCGGAGCCACCACAGGAGGUCACUGAAGCUGAGAAGUAGCCUAUCUAUGGAAGAGACUUUUGUUUGUGUUUAAUUAGGGCUAUGAGAGAUUUAAGGGGAGAAAAGAAACCUGAGACAGAGAGCAAGUAAGCUGUCCCUUUUAUUAUUUUUCUUUGCUCUUUAUUCUUCCAGUUGCACACUGGCAUUUUCUUGCUGCAAGCUUUUUUUCUAGACUCAAGGCAGUAACAGAAGAUGUCAGUCAUCUCUGGUAACUGGACAAAUUGCUCUCUUGGGCCCUGGCAGUGGUUUUCCAUGGCCUCAGCCAUGAUGUCUUCUUGGACUCCCCUCUCUUCCUUCUAGAUCCCAGCUCUCCUGCUUGGGGUCAUUGGUCUAAUUCUGGCGUUAAAAGUUCUUGAGUUUGGCUGAAGUCCUUUCAAGCUGCUGCAUGUCAUCAAUACAGAGGCAAUCACAGAGACCUCUGGCCAGGGAGUACUAAUUGGGUUCUUGUGGCCUUCAGAAUUGAAGAGAAUGGAGAAAGUGGAGUUGUAGGAGUCUCCUGGCUACUAAAGUGCCAACAUUGCCAGCUAAUCCUUUUAGGAAUGGGGCAGGCACCUUCCACUUGUAUUUAUUCAUGGAGCUUUUCCUUUGUUCCCCCUCCACUCUCUAACACCCACGCUCCACUGUUUUUCAAUUAGAUAUAUGUAAGUAGUUGUAGUAGAGAUAACAAUUUACAUUUCUUGUAGACUACCUGGAAAGUUUUUAAUGUCUGUGCCAUUCUCAAUAAGAAUUUAUGUGAUGCCAAUGGCAUGUCCCCUCACACUCUCUGUCUCAUCUUGCCUCCUUUCUCAUUAGCCCCUUUUAAGGUGUUUUUUCCUUUUGACUCUUGCUCCCAUUAGGAGCAGUAAUGGCAGUAAUAAAAGUCUGCACUUUGUUGGUUCCUUUUCCUCAGAGGAAGCCCGAGUGCUCACUUAAACACUAUCCCCUCAGACUCCUUGUGUGAAGUCUACAGAGUCCCUGAAUGCACAAAUGGGAAAUCAAGGCACAGAGAGGCUCUUCUCUCCUUUCCCUCAAUGUCUCCUAAAAAAAGAAAAAAAAAAGAAAAAAAAGGAUAACCAGUUACUUCCAUAAGCCUAGGCUGAGUGAGGAGGGAAACCCCAGCACUGCUGCCCUCCUGGGUAACCCACUCCAAGGCCUUGGGCUAUUGUAACCACACCGGGGGCUUCCUCCAAGCCCCACUCUUCCAGCACUUCCACCGGCAGAGUCUCAGAGCCUCUUCACCCUGGGGGUGGGCUGUGGCCCCCAGUCAGCUCUGCUCAGGACCUGCUCUAUUUCAGGGAAGAAGAUUUAUGUAUUCUAUGUGGCUAUAUUUCCUAGAGCACCUGUGUUUUUCUCUUUCUAAGCCAGGGUCCUGUCUGAAUGACUUAUGGGGAGGGGGGAAGUAUAAACCAGAACUUUUAAUCUAUUUGAAGGCAAUUAAACUGUGUCUAAUGCAA